GGCGAGACAGCCGCCAUGUGCGUAGAUGCGUGAGCGCAGCGUGGCAUGCGCCGCCAGGCAGAGAGGCGGUGCCCGCGGCGGCGCGCGGACGAUGGCGCGCUGGCUGUGGGCAACGACGCUCCUCGCAGCUCUCGCGGCCGUCGACGCGUGGAGGCCACCUUCACAACCCAUCCUAAUCCCUGUCACUCCCUCGCGUAUUCGUGUUCCACGCCAUGCACGUGGUGCUAUUCGUCACUUGCAUAUACUGGGAUGGCACCUCGAGCUACAAGAAAAUCGUGCCAUUCGUUCACCUUAUUACAACGAGUGCCAGUUUUACAAAGGAAGAGUGCUUUACGAGGAAGAGUCUACUGUGACGGUGACGGAGUGCGAAGGCCAGCUAUAUGGCUUGCUUCAGGUCGGAGGCGAGGAUUUCGUACUCCAGCCGACUCGGGCGGACGGUGAUCAUGUGUUACGUCGGCGUGACGUUCUGCUAUCGGAACGGCCGGCGGCCUACAACCUUACCGGUGACACGGUCACUGACCUUGACAUUGACUUCGAUGAUGACGAGCCAAUGGCCGCUUUUCACGUGCAUCCGCGACACAGUGACCAUUCGGAUGUCGAGUAUUUCCGGAAUAUGCUUCCAAUUACUAGACCUAUUUCAGGCGUCAAAGGACUAUGGCUCGAAUUGGCUAUAGUCGCAGAUCAUACAAUGCUGAAAUUCCACGGUCGAGAACGAGUGAAACAUUAUAUCUUAGCUAUAAUGAACAUCGUCAGUGCCAUCUUCAACGACCAAUCCCUCAAUUCAAACAUGACACUCGUUAUCAAUAAACUGUUUUUGUACGAAGAAAAGGAUCCAGUAAUAAAAUAUGGCAAUGUGAAAAGGUCACUCGAAGCUGUCAAUAAAUGGAAUUACCGGCACUUAAUGAAGCUACCACCAGACAGUACCGGUUGGGAUGCAACGGUAUGGUUAACACGCGCGCAACUCGGAGGCCCAUCGGGAUUCGCUCCGGUCGGAGGCGUUUGCACCAAAAUGCGCUCAGCAGCUAUAGACAGAGAUGAAGGGCUAACCAGCGCGUUCGUCAUUGCCCAUGAACUGGGACAUCUACUGGGUUUGACCCACGAUGGCGAUGGGGAAUGUGAUGCAGACGAGAUCCGCGGAUCAGUGAUGGCACCUACAGUUCUCGCUACACUACACAACUAUGCCUGGUCUUCGUGUUCCAAGCAGCAAUUCCAUGACAAAUCGAAGAAGUGGUGGUGUCUUCACGAGCGCAGCCAGGAUGAGGGCGUUGAGCUAGGGGGCGCCAAGGAGCUCUCGAACUAUGUUUUUACUAUGGACGAGCAGUGCCGCACUGAGUUCGGUGAAGGUUUCUCGGUCUGCAAGUCGGUGAAGGUGAGGUCGGCAUGCGCCCGGCUGUGGUGCGCGCAUCGCUCCAUGCCGCACGUGUGUCGUUCCAAGCGUGCGCCGCCUUUGGAAGGAACGCCUUGUGGUAAUAACCAAUGGUGCGUCGACCGGGUUUGUGAGCCUAUGCCAGGCCAUAGUAUAGAAAACAAGAAGAAUGAAGAACAAAAACCACCCGAGUGGGGAGAGUGGGGCGCGUGGAGCAAGUGCAAUGCUGACUGUGGGUACGGACUGCGCACUCGCAUUCGACGAUGUCGCUAUAAAGGGUCGACGUCAGAGACGGCGUGCGAGGGUGCGGGAUCGCAAGUGGCGACGUGCUGGGCGGGCGCGGCGUGCGGCUCCGCGCGCGACAUGCGAGCCGACGUGUGCUUCCGACAGGCCAGCUAUCUCAUACCGCAUCUACAUCAUGAAGAAUCCAAGAACUGUGAAAUAUGGUGCGUGGACUACGCAGGCGGAGAGCCGGUCAGCUUCGGACCGCUACCCGAUGGAACGCCAUGUAGCUACGAUCGACCUUAUGACAUUUGCUAUCAGGGUACAUGUGUGAAAGGCCAGUGCAAUGGGACGGAUCCAGCCUGUGAGACUUGUCCUGACGGAUAUUGUAACAACAAUACACACGUAUACUCGAGACAACUUGGCAAAGGAUGGACACGUCUAACUGUGAUCCCACAUGAAGCAAACCAGCUCUCCGUUCACAUCGGCACACCGGUCGCAUUAAAUGUAGCCAUCCGGGAACGUCGCAGGGACAGACCCAUCCUCGAACUGGCCAAGCACUCCAGAAAAUUCGAAUUGGACAAUCGUCAAGAUAACUACCUGAAGUAUGACCCGACUGUGCCACAGAACCUCCAGAUAAUAGAAGUGGAUAGUAAUGUUAUUGAUAUUAAGGAGGGAGAACGUUUCGGGUGGGAGGGCGAAGUGGUGGCAGCUGGUAGCUUACUGCGCUGGAGGCAGACUGAAACGGAUGUAUUUAUAUCUUCGUCAGCGAAAUUACAGACUGAUUUAAUGAUUAUGGCAGUGCCCGAUCACCCCGUCCCGCUGUCAGAAUCCGUCGCUGUAGAAGUGUCCGUUAAUUACAGCACUCCCACCGGGCGCACGAGGCCGAUGGAAUACAGAUGGUCGAACGACCGCGGCCCGUGCUCCGUGUCGUGCGGCGGCGGCGUGCGGGCCGUGCGGCCGCGCUGCCCGCGCGACCAACGCUGCGGGCCCACCCGUUACGAACGGUGCAAUACACACAGUUGCGAGUUCUCGUGGGCGGAGGGCGAAUGGGAGGAGUGCAGCGCCACGUGCGGCUCGUCGGGCGUACGCGAGCGACAGCUGUUCUGUAUACCCGGGAACAUGAGUAUAACAACAAGAAGAGAGUUAAUACGACGAAGCGUUUCACCAGCACUUUGCCCCCCCACCAAACCUGAUAAAAUGGAGCCCUGCAAUAGAAUACCUUGCCCCGUUUACUGGCAAGAGAUGCCUUGGACUCAGUGUUCAACGACAUGCGGCCGAGGCGUGUCUCACCGCCCACUCGUCUGCCCGGCGACCGACGAGGCGCUGUGCGGCCCAAAGCCUCGCGAGCGGCGCCGCAGAUGCCGCCUCCGCCGCUGCCCCGCCAAGCCGCCCGUGUGCCCCGCCACUGACGCGACCCAGUACUGCGAACUUUUCACCAAAGACCAGCUUGAGAGGAACUGUGUCGUUCCACCUUUUAGAAAAUAUUGUUGCAACGCCUGUCUCUCUGUUGGAAAGAUUGAUGGAGUAUCUUAAGGAAAUAGAUUGCCGUAUACUUAUUACUUAGUCAUUACAAAUCACUUGACCCUCCAGUCACUAAUAUAGCUCAGUGUUGUAAAGAUUGAUGUCGUAAAUUAACUUGUAAUUUAUGGUCCGAAACUAAUCCUAACUUAAGAGAAAUCGCUUAGGAAAAAAAGAACUAAAUUCUUGAACUUGAACUUUUGAAGAUAUAUUUUUACCUGUGGAAAACAUGAAUUCAUAUUUUAAAUUUGAAUACAAGUAAUAUCUGAUUGAAAUAUGAAACACAAAGACCAAAUUGUCAGUAAGCUCUUUUUGUACUCAGAGGUGAUCAAUUUGCAAUAAUAAGACGUGAAAAUCUCAUUUCAUUAUUGUAUUAUGUACACAUACAAAUACGAUACAAAAAUGUAGUAAAAUUUACCUAUUUUUUUAUUUUGAAUUGCAUAUUUUUAAACGUAUCAACGCGUAUACGUUUGAAUAUUAAAUUCAAGCCUUUAAUUCAAUGAACACUUAAUUCCACUUUUAUCGCUAAUUAAUUUCAAAGUAUAAAUAAACCAUUAUUAAAAAAAAGGAAAUAAUAUUUACUUAAGUAAACACAGUUAUACGAAUAAAUUUAAUAUUUCAUAUUUAAAUGUCGUUACCGCAUAAGUCGUACAUAAAGUUUACCAAGUAUUCCGUUUUCAAAAGGAUUUUUUUUUAUUUUAAAUAACAAUACAACGAUCUAUCGAACAAAUUUACGUUGUGAUGUAUUUUUGUAGUCGAUAUAUCAUUUCUGUUGUCUAGUAUCAAUAUUAAUGUAAGUAGAAUAAGAUUUAAGGUAUAUUUACAUAAUAGGAGAGAAGUGCCAUAAUGUAUACUACACACUUCAACGUAUUAAAUAAAAUAAAUCCAUAAAACA
Vanessa atalanta (red admiral) is the source of this 4004-nucleotide messenger RNA. RefSeq names its product A disintegrin and metalloproteinase with thrombospondin motifs 3-like (gene Adamts-1). The transcript is spliced from 17 exons. NCBI's taxonomy places the organism in Eukaryota, Metazoa, Arthropoda, Insecta, Lepidoptera, Nymphalidae. The record is from RefSeq and is a predicted model, not a curated record. Gene Ontology annotation, biological process: extracellular matrix organization; proteolysis. Gene Ontology annotation, molecular function: metalloendopeptidase activity. Gene Ontology annotation, cellular component: extracellular matrix. The coding region runs from base 26 to 3124 and encodes 1032 amino acids.